This is a messenger RNA of Mycotypha africana, 1198 nucleotides long. Its product is annotated as phosphate-induced protein 1. Bases 51 to 944 code for a protein of 297 amino acids. The transcript has 4 exons. NCBI's taxonomy places the organism in Eukaryota, Fungi, Mucoromycota, Mucoromycetes, Mucorales, Mycotyphaceae. The record is from RefSeq and is a predicted model, not a curated record.
UUUUUCAUUUUUUUCAUUCAUUUACUAAUAGAGGAACGAAUAAGCCAAUAAUGAAGCUAUUUGGUAUAGCCACCUUUCUCUUUUGUACAUUUCAUGCUUUUGUAUUAGCUCAACAAGCAGUCCAGAAUGGUUCUACUGUUACUCCUGUCAUUUCACAGUAUAGCAACUUAUUUCAAAAUACCGGAGGAAAAGUGCUCCAUGACAAAGUGAACGUAUAUAUCAUUUUCUAUGGUAACUGGAGCGCGCCUCAAAACCAACAGGAACAGAAUAUUUUUAUGCAGUUUAUCGAUAAUAUUUCGACCAGCUCUUGGUUCAAUUUGUUAAAACAAUAUUCAGACAGUGACGGGCAUUCAGUUACGGGACCCCUUAAUUUGGCAGCCGCUGUCAACGAUGCAGGAAGUCAUUCAUUAAACCUGACCAAUUCUGUCCAUAAACAAAUUAUCAUUGAUGCUGUCAAUUCCGGUUAUCUGUCACCUACAAAUCGUAUUGACAGUAAUGGUGUUUAUAUCAUCAUGGGUGGACCGGAUGUUGCUGAUGCUGAUUUUUGUAAAUCAAAUUGUGGAUAUAACAGUUAUAGUGACGAAUUCCAAUACAUGUUCAUAGGUUACCCUAGUGUCUGUCCAGAGACUUGUAUCCCAACAAUGAAUAAGAAUAAGUCACCCAACAAUUCACCAGCUAUUGAUGCUGCUAUCACUAUCUUUUCACAUGAAAUUCAAGAUAUUUUGACAGACCCCAGAGGUGAUGCUUGGGUUAUCAAAACUGGCGAUAAUGUUGAUGUAGAAUUGGGAGAUUUCUGCUCAAGCCAAGGUACCAGCUCCGACCAAUUUGGAAACCUUGUGCAAACGCAAAGCGGCAGUUACAACCUAGAGUUGAACAAUAUGAAAUACUUGGUUCAAACGAUUUUCGAUCUUGAAUCCAAACAGUGUAAGCUCGAUUCGUCUUAAGACAAUGCUCCUUUCCUCUGUAUGUAUACCCGAUUGAAUCCUCCAAAUUGUACCUUUAUGUAUAUCGAUAAAAACCAAGAUAAUCCUUGAAGAAAAGGUGUUUUUUAUUACAUAAAAAAAUGUUUAAACUCAUUUUAUAGAAUUUGAAUUGAGGUUAAAUAACCGUCAAAUUUGCAAGAGGAUGACUAUUAUCUGCUUCAUUCGCUUCUCGUCUUACUUAUUAUUGCAGCUCCUUACCUAUUAUCACGUCUGGC